CCUCAACAAACAUGGCGGCGGCGCGCUCUGCCCUCUCCCGCCAUCGGGGAGGCGCCGGCGCGCGGUGAUGACGCACAAAGCGCGCGACGGGCGGGGCGGCGGGGCCCGAGGGUUUGAGGGAUGCCCAAGAAAUUCCAGGGGGAGAACAGCAAGUCGGCGGCGGCGCGCGCCCGCAGGGCCGAGGCCAAGGCGGCGGCGGAGGCGCGGCGGCAGCAGGAGCUGGAGGAUGAGCUCUGGAAGGACGAGGACAAACACGUCCUGAGGAAGGAGCAGAGGAAGGAGGAGCGGGAGAAGCGGCGCCUGGAGCAGCUGGAGCGCCGCAAGGAGCUGCAGCGCCUGCUGGAGGAGGAGGAUUCCAAGCUCAAGGGGAAAACUCCCAAGCAGGGAAAUCCCGGGAAAAUCACGCGGGCACAGAUCGAGGAGAACGUCCGGAGGGAGCAGAAGGAGAACACGGAUGCAGCAGAGAAGGAGAAAUCCCACCUGGAGCUGCCUCUGGAGGAGAACCUGAACCGGCGCGUGGCCGAGGAGGGCGCGGUGGAGGCGCGCAGCAUCGAGGACGCCAUCGCCGCCCUCAGCGUGUCCCAGCCCCUGGAGCGCCACCCCGAGCGCCGUCUCCGCGCCGCCUUCGCCGCCUUCGAGGAGGCGCAGCUGCCGCGCCUCAAGCGGGACAAUCCCAACAUGCGGCUGAGCCAGCUGCGCCAGCUGCUCAAGAAGGAGUGGAUGAAAUCCCCGGAGAACCCCAUGAACCAGCGGCACAAGGCCUACAACAGCCACAAAUAGCACCCCAAAAAACCCCGGACUGGCCGCCGGAACCCCGGGAGAGCCCUUCCCACGCCGGGGUUUUGGUGAUUUUCUCCCCCUCUCUCUGCUCCUCCUCCUCUCUCCGUGGAUUUCGGGCAAGCUCGAGGUCGGACUGAUGGAUCCUGCUCCUCCCCGAAAUCCCCGGGAAAGCGGCUCCGGGCGGCUCCCGGGCCGGCCUUGGGAUUCUCCUCCUCCGUGGGAUUCUGGAGCCGCCGUGCAGGGAAUGGUCCCGGCGUGACCCCGAAGAGGUUCCAGGCCCUGGAUGUCCCUUGGGUCCCCUUCCCUUUGGGAUUCGGUGUCCCUGCUUCCAUUUCCUUUGGGAUUGGAUAUCCCUGAAAUCCCUGGUCCCAUUUCCUUUGGGAUUGGAUAUCCCUGAAAUCCCAGCUCCCAUUUCCUUUGGGAUUGGGUGUCCCUGGUCCCAUUUCCUUUGGGAUUGGGUGUCCCUGGUCCCAUUUCCUUUGGGAUUGGAUAUCCCUGAAAUCCCUGCUCCUAUUUCUUUUGGGAUUGGCAUAGCCCUGGUCCCAUUUCCUUUGGGAUUGGGUAUCCCUGCUCCCAUUCCCUUUGGGAUUGGGGCCAUUUCCCUUGGGUUUGGAAUAUCCCUGGCCCCAUUUCCUUUGGGAUUGGGUGUCCCUGGUCCCAUUUCCUUUGGGAUUAAGGCCAUUUCCUUUGGAAUUGGGAUAUCCCUGGUCCUAUUACCUUUGGUUUUGGGAUAUCCCUGGUCCCAUUUCCUUUGGAAUUGGGGCCAUUUCCUUUGGGAUUGGGAUAUCCCUGAAAUCCCUGCUCCUGUUUCCUUUGGGAUUGGGUAUCCCUGCUCCCAUUCCCUUUGGGAUUGGGGCCAUUUCCCUUGGGUUUGGAAUAUCCCUGGCCCUAUUUCCUUUGGGAUUGGGUGUCCCUGGUCCCAUUUCCUUUGGGAUUGGGCUGUCCCUGAAAUCCCAGCUCCCAUUUCCUUUGGGAUUGGAUAUCCCUGAAAUCCCUGGUCCUAUUUCCUUUGGGAUUUGGUGUCCCUUGUCCCAUUUCCUUUGGGAUUUGGGCAGUUUCCUUUGGGAUUGGGAUAUCCCUGAAAUCCCAGCUCCCAUUCCUUUGGGAUUGGGGUAUCCUUGGUCCCAUUUCCUUUGGGAUUGGGGCAGAAGCAUCGGGAAGAGGGAAAACCCCUCAGGGAGGAGCGGGAGAAGCCUUUCCUGAGGGGGCCAGCGGUGCCGGGCAGCUCCAGGUGACAUUCCCUGGAAAAAGCUGCUCCAAGGCUGUCCCUGUCAUUCCCUCGGAAUUCUGGAGCCACCACAUGGAAAAAACACUCCCAGGGCUUCACCCUCGGCGCCCCUGAGGAUUCCAGCCUGGGAUUUUGGGAGUAGCAGGGUUGGGAAGAGGGAAAAUCCCUCAGGAAGGAAUGGGGGGAGCCAUCCCCAGCCCGAUUCCUGCUUUUCCUGAGGGGGACAGCAGCUCCAGGUGACAUUCCUGCCAUCCCCCAGCCCCAAAUCCACCCGGGGAGGGGAAAUUCCUGCUUUUCCCAGCCCUUUUUCCCUGUUCUGAUCCCGGGUUCAGAGCCUUGGGAAUGCUGGGUUGGUUCCCUGGGCUCCCUUGGGAUCCUCGGGAAUCCCAAUCCCGGGGUUUUCCCCCUCCCUUUUUCUUUCCCCCGUGCUUUGGGAAUGAAAUUCCUUCCCAGGAACCGGCCUGGAGGUGGCACCAGGCUUCCCCCAAAUCCCAUGGGAUUCCUCCAGGCUCAUCCUUCUCCCUCUUUUUGGGGCUGCCCUCCCCGGGCUGGUCCCUGUUCCCCCAUCCCGGAAUUCCCAAAUCCAGCCAGGGAGGAAUGACCCCCCCCCUGCCCCUUUCUGUGAGUUUGGUGUGUUUGAAUCUAAUUAAAAAUUAAGAAUAAC
Molecule: messenger RNA, 2672 nt
Organism: Prinia subflava (tawny-flanked prinia)
Lineage: Eukaryota; Metazoa; Chordata; Aves; Passeriformes; Cisticolidae
Gene: CCDC124
Product: coiled-coil domain containing 124
Exons: 6
Coding region: 121-780 (219 amino acids)
Biological process (GO): transcription by RNA polymerase II
Cellular component (GO): nucleus
Molecular function (GO): transcription coactivator activity
Source: RefSeq, a predicted model, not a curated record